AUGGCCAGCCCACCACCGCCUGUCCCCGAGGACCAAACCCGCCUCCUUGAGGAGGCAUUGGGUGUUGUGAGGCAACAGUCUGCGAUGAUGCGCAAAUGUCUAGAGACUCCUGGAAAGCUUAUGGAUGCGCUAAAAUGCGGAUCUACUCUUGUCUCUGAAUUGCGAACCCCCAGUCUUGGUCCGAAGCAGUAUUAUGAACUGUACAUGGCUGUCUUUGAUGCGCUGCGACACUUAUCUGUUUACCUCAAGGAGAACCACCCGGUUAAUCACCUAGCCGACCUGUACGAGCUAGUUCAAUACGCCGGCAACAUUGUCCCCCGCUUAUACCUCAUGAUUACGGUGGGUACUGUUUACAUGUCAGUCGAGGAUGCGCCCGUCAAGGAGAUCAUGAAAGAUAUGAUGGAGAUGAGCCGGGGUAUUCAGCACCCGAUCCGCGGCCUGUUCCUACGAUACUAUCUUUCCGGCCAAGCGCGCGACUUUCUUCCAUCUGGUACCAGCGAUGGGCCCGAGGGAAAUUUGCAGGAUUCCGUCAAUUUCGUUUUGACCAACUUCGUGGAAAUGAACAAGCUUUGGGUUCGACUGCAACACCAAGGCCCUUCACGAGAGCGAGAAAGACGGAUACAGGAGCGACGCGAACUUGAGCUACUUGUGGGUAGUAAUGUUGUUCGUCUUAGCCAGCUCGUAGAUCUCGAAACGUACAAGUCCGGCAUUCUUCAGGCGCUUCUGGAGCAGGUUGUGCAAUGUCGGGACGUUUUGGCGCAAGAAUAUCUUCUGGAAGUGAUCACGAAGGUAUUCCCAGAUGAGUUUCAUCUUCAUACUCUCGACCUCAUGUUGUCCGCCAUUGCGCGACUCCACCCGUCUGUCGACCUGAAGAAGAUCGUGAUCGGACUGAUGGACCGCCUAUCCACAUAUGCAGCGAAAGAAGCAGAAUCAACAUCUGAGCCAGAAUCGAGGAAAAAGAGCGAGGAAGAUGCGGUCACACGACUAUUGCAGAAACUCGAGCUUGAUAAGGAGUCCAAAAAGGAGGAAUCAACUGACUCUGCAAACGAAGCUAAGGCUGAAGAUAAUGGAACUGAUGGAGCUGAAGGAACCGAGGAACCUAACAAGCCAGAGGAUUCUUCUGAACCCGAACCAGCAAAGAAUGAAGAAGCAGCCUCUGCGGCAGUUGAAGAUGAAAAUGCUAUUGUCCCAGCAGAAGCAAAGCUGUAUGAUAUCUUCUACGAGCAAGUGGUCAACUUGAUCAAGACUCGUGCUUUGCCGAUUCAAGAUACCAUGGCGCUCUUGGUAUCUCUCGUUAACCUUGCACUCAAUAUCUAUCCUGACCGAUUGGAAUAUGUCGAUCAGAUACUCAAUUUUGCGACUUCUAAGACUGCCGAAUAUACAGAUCAUGCUGAUCUGCACUCCGCGCCGACCCAGCAGCAUCUUCUUCACCUUCUCAACGCUCCUCUUACAUCUUAUGUCUCGAUAUUUACGGCAUUGGCCUUGCCGCACUAUCUGCCACUUCUUACAGCGCAGUCAUACCCCACCCGGCGAUCUGUUGCAGGUGAGAUCAUUCGCAGUCUCCUCAAAAAUAAUAUUCAUAUCACGAAUACCGAAAACCUGGAAAGCGUGCUGCAAGCCGUGAAGGUCUUGAUUAAGGAGGGCAUGCAACAGUCUGUGGGAUAUCCAGGGGUGCAGUCUCAGCGUCGCGGAGGAGAAACAGAGGAAACUAUUGAAGAGCAAGGAUGGCUCGCAAGACUGGUUCACCUGCUUCGCGGGUCCGACAACGAUAUUCAGCUCAAGCUUCUCCAAGCGACACGCAAGGCAUAUGCAGAGGGUAACGAGCGUAUUCGUUACACCACACCUGCCAUUGUUACUGUUUCGAUUCGUCUAGCCAGGAAACUCAAGACACGCGAGCACUUGGAUGACAAUUGGCAAUCGCAAUCUUCAACACUUUACCGAUUCCUUCACCAGUGUAUCAACAGUCUUUACCAACGGGUCAACCCAGGCUGUGCAGAUUUGGCGCUUCGCCUGUUCGUGAUGUGCGGUGAAGUUGCCGAUCAGACCGGCUUCGAGGAAGUCAGCUAUGAGUUCUUCGCGCAGGCUUUUACCAUCUACGAGGACGCUAUUAGCGACUCACGGGCUCAAUUCCAAGCAGUCUGCAUCAUUGCCGGUGCUCUGCACGGUACUCGUAGUUUCUCGAAGGAGAAUUAUGAUACACUGAUCACCAAGGCUGCUCUACAUGGAAGCAAACUUCUCAAGAAGCCUGAUCAGUGUCGUGCGGUCUAUCUUGCAAGUCACCUCUGGUGGGUUGUGGAAAACCCCCAACGUGGCGAAGAAGACCCUAAGGGUCUUUACCGAGAUGGCAAACGCGUGCUUGAGUGCCUGCAGCGUGCACUCCGCGUUGCCGACGCCUGCAUGGAUACCGCAGUAUCUGUUGAGCUCUUCGUCGAGAUCCUGAACCGCUACGUAUACUACUUCGACCAGCAAAACGAAACUGUCACGACAAAGUAUCUCAACGGACUGAUCGAACUCAUCCACUCUAACCUACAAUCCAACGAAGACGAGCCAAACCCGAGUAUUGAAGGGCCGAAGCGCCAUUUCGAGCGUACUCUGGACUACAUCCGGACCCGAGACUAUGAGGGUGUCGUGACAGAGCGACAGUAG
Messenger RNA from Penicillium taxi, 2646 nucleotides. RefSeq names its product vacuolar protein sorting-associated protein 35. The record is from RefSeq and is a predicted model, not a curated record. Gene Ontology annotation, cellular component: retromer, cargo-selective complex; late endosome; retromer complex. The coding region runs from base 1 to 2646 and encodes 881 amino acids. Gene Ontology annotation, biological process: intracellular protein transport; retrograde transport, endosome to Golgi. Lineage: Eukaryota; Fungi; Ascomycota; Eurotiomycetes; Eurotiales; Aspergillaceae. The transcript has 5 exons.